This is a messenger RNA of Aspergillus nomiae NRRL 13137, 834 nucleotides long. RefSeq lists its product as uncharacterized. NCBI's taxonomy places the organism in Eukaryota, Fungi, Ascomycota, Eurotiomycetes, Eurotiales, Aspergillaceae. The record is from RefSeq and is a predicted model, not a curated record. Gene Ontology annotation, molecular function: lyase activity. The transcript has a single exon. Bases 1 to 834 code for a protein of 277 amino acids.
AUGGAGAGCUUCGACCUCACCAACGGACCCCCCGAAAUCCAAGCCUACACCACUCCAAUGAUCUGCCUAAACCUCUAUAAUAACGCCUCCUGGCUCUACGUCUACUUCGGUAUGAUCUACCGCUCCAUCAAAGACAAGUCCUACGCCAUGCCCCUCUACUCUCAAUGUCUCAACAUCGCCUGGGAACUAACCUUCGGCCUCAUGUUCAUCCACGACUGGAAGGUCUGCGCGACCUUCCUCGUCACCGUGCCCCUAAACUGCAUUGUCGUCUGGGCGGCCAUCUCCCACGGUGCACGAGAGUGGGACCGCUCCCCCCUGGUACAGCGCCAUCUCCUCUGGUACUAUGUGGUCGGGACAGCAGUCUCUGUUGCGCUGCAUCUGUGCGCAGCCUCAGAGCUGGGAACUGAGAAGGCGUUCUUCAUCAACGCGAUUGUGUGCCAGGCGGUGCUGAGCGUGGGAUAUCUUGGGAACUUAAUCCACCGGGGAAGUACGAGGGGAUUUGCGAUGGAUUUGUGGUGGGUGUAUACCCCCCCCUUUAUCCUCACCUCCAUCAUAAAGACAGAAAAAAGCAAGAACCACAACCCAAAACAAUACCCACUGAAUGAUGAAAACAGGUUCUUCCGCUUCUCAGGCUCCCUAACCCUCGUCCCCGAAUUCUACCUGCGCGUGAAAUACUGGCCCGAGAAGUUCGGUUUCCUGGGCCAGCCCCUCAUGCUCUGGUGCUGUGCUACCUUCCUCGGCUUUGACCUGCUCUACGGGAUCUGUUUUUGGUACAUUCGGCGACAGGAACGCGAGACGGGGAUGCUGCUUGCUGAUGGGCGGAAGAGGAAGUGA